This is a messenger RNA of Pantherophis guttatus, 7810 nucleotides long. RefSeq names its product diacylglycerol lipase alpha (gene DAGLA). The record is from RefSeq and is a predicted model, not a curated record. Gene Ontology annotation, biological process: arachidonate metabolic process; retrograde trans-synaptic signaling by endocannabinoid; diacylglycerol catabolic process. Gene Ontology annotation, molecular function: lipoprotein lipase activity. Gene Ontology annotation, cellular component: cytoplasm; dendrite membrane; postsynaptic membrane. Lineage: Eukaryota; Metazoa; Chordata; Lepidosauria; Squamata; Colubridae.
CCCUGGCACAGGCGGAGGCGGCGUUGAAGAGCUGCGGGGCUGAGAAGCCCCGGCAUGGAGGCGGCGGCAGCAGUGGCUCUGGCCCGGUGGCGGCGGCGCCGGAGGCGGCGGCAAAAAGUGGCUACAGGGUGAAUAUGCUGGUUCCUCCUUCAUUCACAAAGUCUACAUCCAUGGAUACAGACUUUCCCAAUAAAGCUUCUUGUGACAGAAGAAUGUGCUUCUACUGGAUUACAUGCUCUACAUGCUAUGUUUAUCAUCUAGUAGUAGUCAGAAAAAUGCUUCAUGAAAGUUAAUAUUGUGCCCGGUGACCCUUUUCAGGCUCACUAGCCAUGCCAGGCAUUGUGGUGUUCCGUCGUCGCUGGUCUGUGGGAAGUGAUGAUCUUGUUUUGCCUGCCAUUUUUCUCUUUCUUCUUCAUACAACUUGGUUCAUCAUCCUUUCUGUGGUGCUCUUUGGACUGGCAUACAAUCCCAAUGAAACCUGCUCUCUCAAUCUGGUGGACCAUGGCAGAGGUUAUUUGGGUAUUUUGCUCAGCUGCAUGAUCGCUGAAGUUGCAAUCAUCUGGCUCAGCAUGCGUGGCAGCAUCUUGUACACAGAACCCCGGGAUUCCAUGCAAUAUGUGCUAUACGUCAGACUGGCAAUCUUGGUGAUUGAAUUUGUCUACGCUAUUGUGGGCAUUGUUUGGUUAACCCAGUACUACAGUUCCUGCAAUGAUGUUACUGCCAAGAGUGUUACUUUGGGAAUGGUCGUCUGCAACUGGGUAGUCAUUUUGAGCGUCUGCAUCACUGUCCUCUGCGUCUUUGACCCAACAGGACGGACUUUCGUUAAAUUGCGAGCCACAAAGAGGAGACAGCGCAAUCUAAGAACAUAUAACCUGAGGCAUCGCUUGGAAGAAGGCCAGGCUAGCAGCUGGACCCGCCGUCUCAAAGUUUUCCUCUGCUGUACACGAACAAAAGAUUCACAAUCAGAUGCUUACUCUGAAAUUGCAUAUCUCUUUGCUGAAUUUUUCCGAGAUCUUGACAUAGUCCCAUCUGAUAUUAUAGCAGGCCUCGUUCUACUACGUCAACGACAAAGGGCAAAACGCAAUGCGGUAUUGGAUGAAGGAAACAAUGAUAUACUAGCUUUCUUGUCGGGAAUGCCAGUUACCAGGAACACAAAAUAUUUGGACCUGAAAAACUCACAAGAGAUGCUGCGAUAUAAAGAAGUAUGCUAUUAUAUGCUCUUUGCUUUGGCUGCUUAUGGCUGGCCCAUGUAUUUGAUGAGGAAGCCUACCUGUGGACUCUGUCGCUUGGCCAGAUCCUGCUCUUGCUGUUGCCUCUCUGCUACUCGGCCCCGUUAUGCACCUGGUGUCACCAUUGAGGAAGAUAAUUGCUGUGGCUGCAAUGCUAUUGCCAUUCGACGCCAUUUUCUUGAUGAAAACAUGACUUCUGUGGACAUUGUGUACACUUCAUGUCAUGAUGCGGUUUAUGAAACCCCCUUCUACGUGGCUGUAGAUCACGAAAAGAAGAAAGUAGUUAUCAGUAUUCGAGGAACUUUAUCACCAAAGGAUGCUUUGACUGAUUUAACUGGAGAUGCUGAGCGCCUCCCUGUGGAGGGUCAUCACGGAACAUGGCUUGGACACAAGGGGAUGGUGCUAUCUGCUGAGUAUAUAAAAAAGAAACUGGAGCAGGAAAUGGUGUUGUCUCAGGCUUUUGGGCGUGAUUUAGGCAGAGGAACAAAACAUUAUGGCCUAAUUGUAGUCGGCCAUUCCUUAGGAGCAGGCACAGCAGCCAUUUUGUCCUUUCUACUACGUCCACAGUAUCCAACUCUAAAGUGCUUUGCUUAUUCUCCACCAGGUGGGCUUUUAAGUGAGGAUGCUAUGGAGUACUCCAAAGAAUUUGUGACAGCAGUUGUGCUAGGCAAAGACCUUGUUCCCAGGAUUGGCCUCUCACAGUUGGAAGGAUUUCGCCGGCAACUUCUUGAUGUUUUACAGAGAAGUAAUAAACCAAAGUGGAGAAUCAUAGUUGGUGCAACCAAAUGCAUACCCAAGUCUGAGCUCCCUGAAGAGCCUGAAGGGAACUCAAUAACCAGUAACCGCCUCUGGACUCAUCCUAGUGACUUAACUAUUGCCCUGUCAGCCAGCACACCUCUCUACCCUCCUGGGCACAUCAUCCAUGUGGUUCAUAAUCAUCCUGUUGAACAGUGCUGCUGCUGUGAUCAGGAAGAACCUACAUACUUUGCCAUUUGGGGAGACAACAAGGCAUUUAAUGAAGUGAUAAUUUCUCCAGCAAUGCUACAUGAACAUCUGCCAUAUGUAGUAAUGGAGGGUCUUAACAAGGUCCUAGAAAAUUACAACAAGGGCAAAACAGCUUUGCUUUCUGCAGCCAAAGUGAUGGUGAGUCCUACAGAAGUGGACCUCAACCCGGAAUUAAUCUUCCUGAAUCAACCCCUGCCUAGUAGACCUUCUGUACAGAUUGGAAUUGGAGACAUAACAGUGGACAGAAGGAACAGCAGUACUAAGAGUAAGGCUCACUCUGAAAUCAGUUUGGAAGGGUUUUAUGAAACCAAGCUUCUGUCACCAGUGCAGAAGGAUCCUGUGGAGAUCCUGCUACUAGAUACCAAGGAACGCCUGUCUGUAGAACUGCAGGACCGGCGUGCUCCUCUUGCUACAAUGGAGAGCCUAUCUGAUAAUGAAUCCAUCUAUAGCUUUGAUUCAAGGCGUUCCUCUGGUUUUCGUAGCAUCCGUGGCUCACCCAGUCUCCAUGCAGUCAUGGAAAAAGAUGAAACUCAUUGUUUUUAUAUUGAUCCAGCAAUUCCUGAGGAGAACCCCUCUCUUAGCUCACGGACAGAACUGCUUGCUGCUGACAGCCUCUCCAAACACUCCCAGGAGACUCAACCUCCUGAGGGCCUGCAAAACAGUGGAGACACCACUCCUCAGCGGCGAUGCAGCGAUGAAGGCGCUGGUAGUGAUACCGAUCAUAUUUCCUUUACUCCAGAAGAAUUGACUCUCCAAAAUGGGAGGCUAAGUGAUGCCCCCAGCCCACAAGUGUUGGAGUUUGCGGAGUUUAUAGAUAGUCUCUUUAACCUGGACAGCAAAAGCAGUUCCUUUCAGGACAUUUACUGCAUGAUGGUAUCGGACAGCACCAGUGAUUUUGCUGAGAUUCCCAAGUCAGUCAGUGACCAGGAGAUCUUGUUAAGAGCACAGUAUGAACCCAACUUAGUCCCAAAGCCCCCCAGGUUAUUUGCAGGCUCAACAGAUCCUUCCUCAGGCAUAUCUGUUUCCCCUUCUUUCCCUCUGAGUUCUUCUGGAGAGCUUAUGGACCUCACUCCUACAGGCAUGAGUAGCCAGGAAUGCCUCACCACUAACAAAAUCCGGACUUCCACUCCCACUGGAAAUAUGACCAGUCCUGCCAAACAAGAAGACCUUGUGAUCUCAGCCCUCUAAUAUAGGAGAGAAGGUGCAGAAUACCUAAUCCUAUAAUAGUGAAUCUUGGGACAGCACUUGGAGGAGCUGGUCUCUUGGCAAGUGAGAAUGGGUGAAAAUGCAUGGGGAAGUAUUGUUUCCCUUCCUGGGUGCUACACUAAUGGCACUACAAAGGAUUUCAGCAUGAAGGAUGUCACAUCAUGGGUCAUGUUCUUUAGUUAGGGAGAAAAUCACUGCCUAAUGCAGCUUGCUGCUUUUCAGGGUCUCGUUCACUGAAGUUAGAUGAUUGGUUUCCCUACCUCAGCAUAUUUCUUUAACAAGAAGGCAGACUCAUUGCCUUUCCUGCUGAAAUUAUGAACUACUGUCCAUGGGCUAGAUGAUUAGAGUAACUGAGGUCUGAUAAUGCCCAAUUGUCAUGUCAAAAUCAAGGAAAUUGUGACAUUGGGCUUUAUUGCACUAGUGUGUCAUGUUUGAUCCAAGUACCUGUUUAUUGUUGUCAUCAUGAUUUUUUUUAUGACAUGCUCUCCUGUUUUAUAGCCAUUGACUGUGUUCCAGAGGAAUGCAGCCUCCCACUCUAAACCCUAACUGGGUGCAGUGAGAAUUGGGAUGGGGCAAACUGUGCUCCUCCGAUUAGCUCUGUGUUCAGUGAUAUCUGCUCUUCUUCUAAGAAGAAAGAAAAUACGUGUGCUGGAGAGUUGAAGGUCAUUUCCAUCUUUCAUCACCCACUGGAGGGGUGAACAGUCUCUUGGGUCUCACAUUAUUGCACAGCUCCCCAAACCACUAUGAAAUAGAGACAAUCUUGCUCUCUAGUAUAAUUGUCAUCUUUAUUUGCAUGGAUUGAUUGGUCUAAACUAGCUUUUGUUCUUCAAGAAGCUUGCCUAUGCCCUGCAUUAUUCCCCAAGUCCUUGAGUAUGGAACUAUUUUGUUCCCAUUUAUAAUUGCAGUAUAAUAUUGUCUGUCUCUGAAUUCAGGAAAAAGAGGGACUUUUACUGCAUAUUGAAAUCUCAUAUAUGUUUACAGAUCUACUAAACAUUUGGGAGGUAAUCAGGAAAUGUCUACUUUUGUGGGGAAAAUGUGCUUCUGCCCUUCCCAUUUCUCUAUUGACAUGGGGCCUAACUCAGCCAUGGAAAAAGUAAAAAGAAUUGCUAUUACUUAUCCUUACUAGAAAGUAAGUCUUACUAGAAAGUAAGACUGGAAUGUUGGCAUUAACCCUCUGUGUAUGCAUCCUAACACCCAACUGAAUAUUAUGGGCUUAAGAAUAUGAGGUAACUGCACAGCAGCAGCUCCUGAAAUCGCAUCUCGGCUAUUAAUCCUGCAGUUUGGUGCUCACAAUUAAGUUCAUGACAACAGGGUGACACUGUGUAAAAUUGCACGGAUUUUCCAAUGGUGAAAUUGGGGAUGAAAUAGCAUUUAUGUAGAAAUUAAACAUACUUGAUCUACAUACAUACAAUAAUCUUGUAUUGUACUAAAAUAUAACUGAAUAUGACAAUGCCACAGCAAAUUUUUACCUUCAGACUAGUUCAAUAUACUGUGUCUGGGUUCUACAAAAUAUACUAGACUCAUCUUACAGGUCAUGAAGUAUGUCCUUAGUAAAUCCCUUAAGUUUGCAGCUGUAAGCCUCCGAGUAGGCUGUUAAAAUAAAGUGGUUUUGAGGAAUUUUUUAAGCUCCCAUGAAUGAUUAGUAUGCUAUGUUAUGCUUAGAAGGUGUACAUUGUGAAGAAGAUUGAGAAGAACUGUACACUUUGUGGUAACAGAUAAUGUAAUCCUGCAUAUCUACUUGUAAACAGUCUCAGUGGACUCAGUGAAACUUUUUUCACAGGUAAGUGUGCUUAGAAUUGCAGUCUUACUUCUAGGAGACUGUCUACAUUCAAGUUGUUGCCUUCUAUACUUUAACACUGCAUUUAUUUUAAAUAAGUGCAAUUUACUUGAAAUAGGUCUGCAGUAGACUCAUGUGACUUCCAUUUGAGAAAAUGCAUUGAAUUGGGCUGCAAAAUUUGGUUAUAAAAUAGUAUAUUUACAUUGCAUUAAUGUAACUGAUUUUACAAUAUGAAGGAUACUGUUGAAACUGGGGCCUUUGGGAUUUAUAUGCCCUUAAAUGAGACAGGUUAACCCUAUUUUAAAGUGAUUAUCCUUUGGAAUGAUAAAUUUCUACACUUAAAAUAAUGUUAAUUUAAUGAUUUAGGGUCAUCCCAGUUUUACAGCUUUGUUUUCAAAUGUUCUUCUUUUUCCAAGAAUACUUGCAUCAGUCAAGAACAAUUCUGCCCAUCUUCAAAAAAAAAUCUGUCUUUUGUACAUAGUACAACACAACAAUAGUUGUUGUCACUCAUUUAGAUUACCAUAAAUAUGUGCUACCCUAGGCCUGGGCUAACAAAAUGUUCUUCACUAAAGAAAUAAUAAUAAGUAGAACAAAUAAAUUAUAAAAUAUAAUAAAUAAUAAAUAAGUAGAAAUAACAUUGAGCUAUUAAAAGUAAAUUCAUACUUUCAAACAUUCAGGUAUUCUUUGUGAUGAAAGCACAUAACAAAGACUUCAGUGAAAUUUGGAAAAGAAGAGAUAUUGGUAAGUUUAAGGUGCAGAUCCAGAUUGAGUGGCGUAAGGAUCUGAGAUGAAUAAUCUAAAUUGGUUGGUUUAAGUCAGUUGAUCACAUAAAAGCAAUGUUUUGUAAAUUGAACUAUAUUCAGUUAUUAUCUUAGGGCUAUGAUGUCUGGUUUGCAAAAUCCAGAGUUAAUAUUUCUGUUUUUGCUAAUAUCCAAUGGUUAUCUAAUGAUAGUCCUAGUUAAUACUUAGCACCUAGAUAAUUCUUUAAACAUCAAAGCACUUUACAAAGUAAAUAAUCUUCCCACGCUAGGUCAUGAGAACAUCAGAUGGGGGGGGUGAGGGUUUAUGCUUAUAAUUGAAAGAAGCCUAUAUGAUGUAUUAUUUGUAGUAAUGUUAUUAAAAAUAUAUAUUGAGGUUACAUUAUAUAGGUUCUUCCUUAAAAUAAUUAUUUUAGAUUUAGAGAGUACUGAAAACAAUCAGGUAGCUGAUGCAGCUUUGCUUGAAGAAGAAUUUAAUUUGUUUUCCUGGUGAUAGAUCAAGCUAUUGCACUACAAUGUCACGUCUGACCUGAAGGUGAUUUUAUUGUCAUUUCUUAGAGGUUGUUGUUAUUUUUAUUUUAAAGUUGUUGGAUAGUGUCCUUAAGAUUUUUCUUGCUUACUUUCUUGCCUGGGGCGGGAAGAAUUUAUCUAACUGAAUCCCAGUUUAUCUGUAUAAUUUAGGGAUUUUUCUUCAAAAAGGAAAAACACAUUGUGGUGACUCAUAUUCUUCAACUAAUCUUGAGUGGCUAUAGUAAAAUGGAAAUUGACUGGGAACAUUUAGUUGUGUCAGUUUACAACAUUCCAUUUGCCUCUUAUAUUCUUAUUUAUUAUAUUCUUUUAGUGCUAGUUGACUAUUUUAAUAUAAAUCUAAGUGGUAUAUAAACAUAUCCAGCAAUAUUAAUAUUUCUUUCAACUGGAAAUGAUCUACAACUGAUAUAAAUUCAGUGGCCUGUUGAGUUUCAUGCCUAAAUGUGGUACUACCUCUUUCAUUCCUAGAUAAUGCUACUGUUCGCAUGUAUGCUCCCUCUGCCUUGCUGAAUUGGUUUUCAUCAUUUUCCCCCCUAUGUCUGAAAAGUGCCACUCUGUUUAGUUACAAUCUAUUAUUGUUUUACAUUAAUAGUUAUUAGAUCUUGAAUGGAAAUUAUACCACUCGGAUGAAUGUUUGAAGCAGAGUUGGCCAUCUGAUUUACAUUAGCAAAUUGGAUUUGUGCACUUUAACAAGUAUUAAAUGCAAAAGUUCCUUAAAUAUGCUGAUGCUGCUUUGCCAAAGAUGCCCUCACAAUCUUUCAGAUGACAUGUUACAAGUUAGCACAGCUAGGCAAUCUGGAUCUUUUGCACAGCAGUAUGGAUUAGGAUUAUGCCUAAUGGACAGAGAUUUAAAAAAAAAAAUACAAAGUAAGUGGGGGGUUCAAACUGUCAGUCUCUGAAUGUAGCUAAAGAAUAUAUGUGACACAUUUUAUCAAUAGGUCUUUUAUUGUGCUUAAAUAUAAGUGUAUAAACAAAAAAAUUACAAUAAAAUUUCAGUGAUUGGGUAGCCAUUAUCAAAUAAAAUCAGAAAUAGGUACAUAAACUUGCAUUUUGUUUAAUUAAUUGCACAUCUUAAAAUAAUUUAUUGAUGUUCUGAUGAAUUAGUGGAAGGUUGUUUCCAUUAUAAAUAACUGAAAGGGGGUGUUCUUAAAAUUUACCCAGAUCAAUAGUGUUAAUGUUAGUUCUUCUGAACAUGUUUGUUCCAGACAUAAAUCCUAUUAUUGAAAGAUUUGUGCCAAAUAUGGAGAAUGGAAACUUCAUUUUAUGGUAAUUCAUGUGGUUUUAAAUAUACAUUGAUCUUUCCAUAA